Varanus komodoensis (Komodo dragon) is the source of this 1885-nucleotide messenger RNA. It is a transcript of the gene TSLIG3C, whose product is annotated as family with sequence similarity 98 member C. The coding region runs from base 42 to 1034 and encodes 330 amino acids. The record is from RefSeq and is a predicted model, not a curated record. Gene Ontology annotation, cellular component: tRNA-splicing ligase complex. Lineage: Eukaryota; Metazoa; Chordata; Lepidosauria; Squamata; Varanidae. The transcript is spliced from 8 exons.
GCGGCCGUCGACGCUCUGGUGCGCAGCGUCGCCCCGAAGUCAUGGAAGGAGGCGGCCCGGAAGGGUGCCUGUCUAUGGAAAGCUUUACCCAGCUGGCCGAAGCUGGCAUCUCCAGCCCACAGUUCACUGCUGUCUGCUCCUGGCUGGUUUCAGAGCUCCGGACGCUUUGCCCACUGGAAGAGGUUGUGAAUCCCACCCACGGUCCAGAAGACGCCGAGACAUUCCAGAUUGAAGUGAGUGGCCUCCUCAGUGAGUUGUUCUGUCCAUACCCCUCGCUGACCUCGGGGGACCUGAGGAGCAGGCUUCGCACCCCAGCCAGCUGCCUGCAGCUCUUAUACUUCUUGAGCUCCGAGCUCCUUGCGGCCCGACUCCAAGCCCGUAAAAAGGGCCGCUUGCCUGAGGAGGAAGUCAGAGCUGCCGAAGCCGUGCGUGAGCUCCAGUGCAUCUGCCAGUCCCUGGGAAUGCCCAGGCCAGAUCCGGCCUGCUCCAUCCGCCAGAUCAUGGCGGAUGUCGAAUCCAAGAUCUCGGAGGUAGUUUCCACACUACCCGCGCAGCGCCAGCAGAUGGCACCACUGCUCAAGGUCCCACCAACCUCUAAGGAAUGGGAAGCCUUGAAGGGCAUCCAGGAAGCGCUGCAGGUGGAGUACCGGUGCCGCCUGCACAUGAUGAUCACCCGCUUCGACGUCACCAUCGCAUCCUUCCAUUGGUCCGAGAGGGCCAAGGACCGGAGCGUGGCCAUGGCGGAGGCCUUCAGGCCCCUGCGGGAGUCUUUCUUGGCAGACUCCCAGGUCACCCUUGCCCACUUGCUGGCGGCGAGGGAGGACUUCUCGCGCAUCGUCAAGACCAGCAGCGGUGCCACCCGGGACAAGACUGCCUGUGCUGUCAAUAAGGUGUUGAUGACCGGUGGCGUCCCAGACCGGGGUGGGCGUCCAAAUGAGAUUGAGCCCCCAAUGCCUGUGUGGGAGAAGAGGCGGGAGGGGACAGGAGGCGGCCACCAACACCGGGGCAAGCAGGGCAGGAAGAAGAAGAAGUAAAGCCGGGAUCCCGACAUCCCCCACUUUCCCGCACAGGGUGCGGCCAGAGCUGCUCUCCCCUUCCCAGCGCUGCCUCCCCACAUCAAGAACUGCAUUCCUGGGAUGGCGAUGGGCUUGCGGCAAGUCGCAGCUGCCCUCCAGAAAGGCGCUUUUGGCGUUGCCUCUUCCCCCAGGUGGAGGGGAAGCAUCUUUAAAAUAAGCAUGUGUUUCUGUGAGGGUUGGCACUGAGAUGGCAGCUGUGCAACCUAGGUGUGGGGGGAAAAGACACUGUGAGGCACAGAUGUUGGUGUCCCAUUGCGGGACUCGGUGCCAUAUGGAUUGUUCCUUAAGCUGAUUUUGAGGGGAAGCGAAGUUACUAGACAUUUCUUGGGAUAUUUGGAAUCCAAACACUUCCUGCUUUUUCCGGUCUUUCUGGAAAAGUGGCCUGUAUGUCUGGAAAAGGGUACGGCUGUUCUUUUUCCAGGCAAAAUAAAAACACGUGGUAUGCAAGGACACAGGAAGCUGGGCUAAAGUCUGGGUUUCUCCACAAUAUUUAUUUUGAAUUUGAGUGUUUCAUAACUUGCCUUCCUGGAGUGUGUGAAAGAGAGCACCCUUCCCAGCUGGGUGUCCUCCAGAAGUAUGCAACUACAAUUCCCAGCAUCCCAGCACAUCAACGAAAGUAUUGAUAAGAAUGUUGAGGCUGCCAGGUUGAGAGAGGCUGCUACAACACUAGCCAGUGUAGAAGGUGGGGAUACGACACACAGGGCUCUGUUAUUAUCAUGCCACAGCACCUAUAUCCCCCCUUUCCUCUUGCAGGGAACCCAAGGUGGCCUGCCCCCGUCUCCUCCCCCAACAGCAGCCUUGUGAGGUAG